Messenger RNA from Pediculus humanus corporis (human body louse), 1011 nucleotides. Its product is annotated as Peroxisomal membrane protein PEX16, putative. NCBI's taxonomy places the organism in Eukaryota, Metazoa, Arthropoda, Insecta, Psocodea, Pediculidae. Gene Ontology annotation, cellular component: peroxisomal membrane. The transcript is spliced from 6 exons. Gene Ontology annotation, biological process: peroxisome organization. Bases 1 to 1011 code for a protein of 336 amino acids. The record is from RefSeq and is a predicted model, not a curated record.
AUGAAUUCUGUCAAAUCAUCUUUGUCGUCUUUUUUUAAUAAUUACAAAGAUUGGGUUUGUAGAAAUCCACAAACAGCAAGUGAAAUUGAAUCUAGCAUUAAAUGGUUGUCGUAUUUUGCAGCAGGGAAAGUCAAUAAUUCUAUAAUUGUAACAGAGUUAGUGUAUUCAGCAUCAAAUUUAUUAGUUUUAUUCAAUGACAUUAUAAUAUUAUCCUCUCAAAAAAAGUUUUGUAAUUAUGGAAACAAAAUUAAAAUUUGGUUAAGUGUUUUAGAAUAUACUGAAGUUUUUCUGGAAAUAUCCUCUAAAAGUGUUUGGGGGAAAAAGGGAAAAUGGACAGUAGUGGUUUCUAUUCAAUUAAUGAAAUGUAUAUUAAAAUUUAUUUUAUUAAUAAAUUUCAAACAAAAUAUUAUAUCUCAGCCACCUAUAUUGCCUCAGAAAAGAAAUACAGUAGGAUUUAAUGGUAAUUAUUCAGAUGAAAUAUUAAAAAUAAACAAAAUUGCCUUUUCGUUAAAACGAUCUGGAAGAAUUAUUAGGAAAGUUAGUGCUUCUCCUUCUUUUCACAACAGGCUUUGGAAGCCUCCAUAUUUCUCGUCAGAUAAAAUCAAUACGGAAGACCAACAAAAAAUAAUUACUCAGCCUCAAAUUUUAAUCGGAGAGAUGUUAUAUAUUUCAAAACCGAUUCUCAUCCUAAUUACAAUUUUAAAAUAUGGGCAAAGAACUUGGGUACCAUGGCUUCUUUUAUAUUUAGUUCAAUUAGAAUCGAAGAAUCAUUCCAAUAAUAAUAAUAAUAAUUACACUCCAGGACAAAAAUUAGAAAUAUCAAGGCGAAAAUUAUUACUUUUGUUAUACUUGAUGAAAUCACCUUUUUACGAAAGGCACAGCAAAGAUUUAAUUGUUGGAUUUUUAAAUAGUUUAUCGAAAAAUAUUCCCUUGGCUAAAUUUAUUUGCAAACCAAUUUUACAAUAUCUUCCACAUUGGCAAGAAACUUAUUUCUAUUUAUGGUCAUCUUAA